Messenger RNA from Sciurus carolinensis (gray squirrel), 1318 nucleotides. RefSeq names its product RAB39A, member RAS oncogene family (gene Rab39a). Gene Ontology annotation, cellular component: Golgi membrane. The transcript has 2 exons. Gene Ontology annotation, molecular function: GTP binding; GTPase activity. The record is from RefSeq and is a predicted model, not a curated record. Bases 117 to 770 code for a protein of 217 amino acids. Lineage: Eukaryota; Metazoa; Chordata; Mammalia; Rodentia; Sciuridae. Gene Ontology annotation, biological process: Rab protein signal transduction.
UAUGCUGGAAGCCCGCAGGCAGGCGCCCGGGAGGUGCUGAAGGGACAGUUCCCGCCGCCGAACUUGCCCCGCCGAGCGCGGGUGGGGCGGCCCGGAGCCGGCGGGGCACGUGAGCCAUGGAGACCAUCUGGAUCUACCAGUUCCGCCUCAUCGUGAUUGGGGACUCCACCGUGGGCAAGUCGUGCCUCCUGCACCGCUUCACCCAGGGCCGCUUCCCCGGGCUGCGCUCCCCUGCCUGCGACCCCACGGUUGGCGUGGACUUCUUCUCCCGCCUGCUGGAGAUCGAGCCGGGCAAGAGGAUCAAGCUGCAGCUCUGGGACACGGCGGGACAGGAGCGGUUCAGAUCAAUAACUCGAUCCUAUUACCGCAACUCAGUUGGUGGAUUUUUAGUAUUUGACAUUACUAACCGACGAUCUUUUGAACAUGUAAAAGAUUGGCUAGAAGAAGCAAAAAUGCAUGUACAGCCAUUUCAGAUUGUAUUUCUGCUGGUGGGACAUAAAUGUGAUUUAGCUUCACAACGUCAAGUUACAAGGGAAGAAGCUGAAAAACUGUCAGCAGACUGUGGAAUGAAGUAUAUAGAAACCUCAGCAAAAGAUGCUACAAAUGUUGAGGAAUCCUUCACAAUCUUGACAAGAGACAUAUAUGAACUUAUUAAAAAGGGAGAAAUUUGUAUUCAGGAUGGCUGGGAAGGGGUUAAGAGUGGUUUUGUUCCAAAUACUGUGCAUUCUUCAGAGGAAGCAGUAAAGCCCAGGAAGGAGUGCUUUUGCUGACUUCAAACAUGCCAAAGAACAAGAACAGAUUGGGUGUCAUUUCAGGAUAAAUAUCAACAUUAAUGGCAGAAGGAUGCAAUGAUAGCAUUUUAAAAAGUUAAGCCUGUACUAACACUAUUUUGUAAGCUAUUUGAUUCAGAGCACUAUGCUUGUUACACUAUAAGAUUGGGUGUUUUGCUAAAUUAUCAGGUGAAGCAGACAACUUUUUGAAACUGGAGUACCAACAUAAUUCCUUCCAUUCUUACUUUGUUAGCAAAUAGCUGACCUUAGUGUCCAGAUAUGUCAAUAUUACUCAUUUUUUUGACAGUUCAAAAUGGGUUUUUUGUACAUAUAACAGUCUGAUUAAAAAGAUUUUAUCAAGAGUUAUAUUCUGGAGUUAAUAGUGAAUAUUAAAGUGCAUUUAAAAGUGUGCUGUUCACUUGCAAAGUAAACAAUCUCAGAAAUAUUUUUUUAAUUUAACCUUUUUAAAUUUUUUAUUUAUUUGGGUUUUUUUUGUUUGUUUUUUUGUUUUUUGGUUUUUGUUUUUUAAUGUGGUGCUGAGGAGUAAA